Messenger RNA from Malassezia pachydermatis, 2013 nucleotides. RefSeq names its product bifunctional 6-phosphofructo-2-kinase fructose- -bisphosphate 2-phosphatase. The record is from RefSeq and is a predicted model, not a curated record. Gene Ontology annotation, cellular component: cytosol. The transcript has a single exon. The coding region runs from base 1 to 2013 and encodes 670 amino acids. Gene Ontology annotation, biological process: fructose 2,6-bisphosphate metabolic process; fructose metabolic process. Gene Ontology annotation, molecular function: fructose-2,6-bisphosphate 2-phosphatase activity; 6-phosphofructo-2-kinase activity; ATP binding. Lineage: Eukaryota; Fungi; Basidiomycota; Malasseziomycetes; Malasseziales; Malasseziaceae.
AUGAACGAUAGCGAGAUCCUCGAAUCGGUCGCAGAGCCGGUACCAAAAGAUGAAUAUGACAAGAAAAAACUCAUGGGACCUAGUAUCAUGCACAAAGAGUCAGAUACGGAGGUCUCGGAAGAUGGCGAUACGACCGUAGAGCUUUCUCGUCCGGUGCCCGCCCCAGAUCCAUUGAUGCGUCAGCAGUUUGAGGAGAAAGUGGCAUCUACCUCACUGGGAUCUACAUCGGACGGACUGCUAGCGCUUUUGCGUGAUCAUCCAGAGCUUGUAUCGACGGAGCUCGCAAAAGAAGCUGAAAAAAUCUUGCCCGACGAGACAGUUACAGCGCCACGCGUCUCUGCUGAUAGCACCGGCAGCUAUGCCAGCACGCCACACAAUGAAGGAAAUGUACGCAGUACACUCUUUCCGAAGACGCAAGAAGCUCCCCUUCCCCCCGAGGGCAGGCUGAAGGAGUCCCGCUCCUCGUCGCAGUACUCGCUGCCAGAUGUGGCGAAGGCCAAAUUGAGUCAUAUCCCGGACACGACGAUCCACACCUCCGUGCUGCGUCACUCGUCCAACUCUACAACUAUCACACGUACCAUCCCUAGCACGCCAAACCUAGGCGAACGCGGAGCAAAGCCUGACUACAGUGGAGAGAAGAUCGUGGUGGCUAUGGUUGGCCUGCCAGCGCGUGGCAAGAGCUAUCUGAGCAACAAAUUGAUGCGAUAUUUGCGUUGGCGUGAGUACAAUGUACGUGUAUUCAACGUUGGGCAGCUUCGUCGUGCUGUGGCCCGUUCCGAUACCACUUGCAACAGCUCGAAGCCAUCGCCCUCUCACAAUGCGGACUUUUUCGACGAGAAGAACAAGGAAGCGAAGAAGCUCCGUGACCAGCUUGCUCACAAGUGCCUUGAAGAGCUUAUCAAGUGGCUCAAAGAGGGCGGUGGUAAUGUAGGUAUUUUGGAUGCGACCAAUACUACCAAGGCACGCCGAAAAAUGCUGGCAGAUCGUGUGGCGUGCGAAUCAAACAUGCGACUUCUCUUUCUUGAAUCCAUAUGUACAGACCCGAAAGUGAUCGCAGAAAAUGUGGCCGUCAAGGUGCGAAGCAGUGACCCCGACUAUGCCAAGCUGAAUAGCGAGCAGGCGAAGGAAGAUUUCCUGCGUCGUAUCAAGAACUAUGAGGCAGUGUACCAACCGCUCGAUGAGGAUGGCACAGAACGUCACUACUCGUACUGCAAAAUCAUCGAUGUAGGCCGGUCAGCCUCGCUGAAUCUGAUCAACAGCUACCUGGAGUCGCAGAUUGCGUUCUACCUACUCAACCUGCAUGUGACGCCCCGCAACAUUUUCAUCUCGCGUCACGGCGAGUCACAGUUCAACGUGGAAGGCAAGAUUGGUGGUGACUCUGAUCUUUCCGAGCGUGGAUGGCAGUAUGCUCGUGCGUUGCCGAAGCUCAUCCACGACAAUAUCGGCGAUGCGCCGCUGACCGUAUGGCAUAGUUCGUUGCGUCGUACGGGCCAGACGGCGAGUUUCCUGAACUACCCCAAGCUCGUAUGGAAUUCGCUCGAUGAAUUGGAUGCAGGCGUAUGUGACAGUAUGACGUACGAGGAGAUUGAAAAGUUCUACCCAGAAGACUAUGCAAGUCGCGACGAUGAUAAGUUCAACUACCGAUACCGUGGCGGUGAGAGUUACCGCGACUUGGUUGUACGUCUCGAGCCUGUGAUUAUGGAGUUGGAACGGCAGGACAACAUCCUCAUUGUUGGCCACCAAGCUAUCAUCCGUGCGCUGUAUGCUUACUUUAUGGGCUAUGACCAAAACGACUUGCCGUAUAUUAAAGUCCCUCUUCAUACCGUCAUCAAACUUACACCCAAGGCGUAUGGUUGUGACGAAGUCCGGUAUCCGCUUCCCAUUGAAGCAGUGGACACUCACCGCGAGCGUCCCGAUCGUCCGUCUGAGCAGCAAGUUGCGACACACAAGGAGAUGGAAUCGGAUGCGUUGCGUGCGAUGACCAGUCCUCCACCGUCGCAAAGACGUGACUGA